This is a messenger RNA of Anopheles marshallii, 1401 nucleotides long. It is a transcript of the gene alka, whose product is annotated as glycine receptor subunit alpha-4. Gene Ontology annotation, biological process: regulation of membrane potential; nervous system process; chloride transmembrane transport. The record is from RefSeq and is a predicted model, not a curated record. The transcript has 7 exons. NCBI's taxonomy places the organism in Eukaryota, Metazoa, Arthropoda, Insecta, Diptera, Culicidae. The coding region runs from base 1 to 1401 and encodes 466 amino acids. Gene Ontology annotation, cellular component: synapse; neuron projection; membrane. Gene Ontology annotation, molecular function: transmembrane signaling receptor activity; chloride channel activity; extracellular ligand-gated monoatomic ion channel activity.
AUGGCAGCCACCGUGUUGCGGAGCACUCCCAAAAGCACAACGAUCACGUUGGCACUGGUGCAGCUGUUUGUGUUGUGCUUGCUGAAGGAGGUGCUGGCGGCGAAAAAUUACACACUCAAACCACGAGUAGUGCUGCCGGAGGACUAUGUGAAAGAGGUUCGGCCACCGUCACAAAAAGGCAGCCCGGUUGUGGUAGAGUUCAGUAUAUUCGUGGUAGAUAUCAAUUCCAUAAAUGUCGAGGAUAUGGAUUUUAGAGUAGAUAUGUUCGUGCACCAGAAGUGGGUCGAGUCGAGGCUGGAUCUGCACGACGACAUUUUCGAGGAUGGCGACGAUCACGUGAUACUUCCGCCGGAGUUUUUCGAUAAUCUAUGGCAACCGGAUCCGUACUUUCUCAACUCGAAGAUAUCAGAAAUUGCAACACUCACGCACAAGUUCUCGUCGGUGACGCUGUACAAAAACUCUACCGUGCGGUACGCGUGCAUGAUGCAUGCCAUCAUCGCCUGCCAGAUGGAGUUCCAGCUGUACCCGAUGGACAUACAGAUCUGUCCGAUCUACAUCGAAAGCUUCUCGUACCACAACCAAAAGAUCAGGCUCAAGUGGGCGGACAACGGUGUGACGAUCAAUCCCGAGUUGAAGCUGCUCCAGUACAAUCUCGGGCAACCGUUACAGCUCGAGGAGACGGACGGUUACAUGCCGGAAAAGUAUGGAAACUUUUCCCGUCUGGCAGUAUACUUUCGGUUCGAACGUCAGAUUGGACACCAUCUGAUACAGACGUUUGCACCGUCCUCACUCGUGGUAAUGCUGUCGUGGUUCAGCUUCUGGCUUGGUCUGGAUGCGAUACCGGGUCGGGUAACGCUGCUCGUCACCUGCAUGCUGACGCUCGUGACAAUGUUCACCGGGAUGAGAGCCGACAUUCCGCCGGUUGCUUACGUGAAGGCACUCGAUCUGUGGAUGGCCGGUUGCAUGCUGUUCGUGUUUUCGGCCCUCGGUGAGUUUGUCGUCGUGAAGGUGCUGGACGUGCAGUACCAGUAUCAGGUGAACAAGGUACCGAAGGUCCUGCCGAUGCGCAUCAGUGCGAUGGAGAAGGGCCAGUGCGUGGGUACCGUCGCCAACUGGGAAGGCGGCACGGUGAACGUACGUCCCCGGAAACCGACCCAAACGCCAACAACACCGGGCCAGGUGUCACUGCAGGGGAACGGUGGCCCACAGCCACCGCUGCCACCAACCAAACAACCGACACGCCGUCAAAGCAUCCUGUCCGUCGCCUGGACCGACACGGACACCGGCAUCGAGAAGAUAAUGUGGCGCGAGAUCGACAAGAUGUCGCGCGUCAUCUUUCCCGGUCUGUUUCUCGUCUUCGUCGUGCUUUAUUGGCCGAUCUUGAUUUUUAAAACCUCGUAA